GCUCCUCCGGUCUCUCUCGAAGCCGCGAGCCGAGGGAGGAAGAAGACGACGACCACCACCACCACCAUCACCAGCAUGGCGCCCAUGGCCGUGAUCCGCCUCGCGCCCCCGGCGAUCCCGUCCGCCUCGUCGUCGUCGCGGUGUUCCGUGAGGCUGCGGGGCGGUGUGGUGCGGCUGCGGGUGAGGUGCCGAGCUGGUGGGGAAGGGAAGGGGGAAGGGGAAGGGGACGGGGAGGCGCCGGAGUCGCUGUUCGCGAAGGAGCUGAUGCGGAGGGGGAUGGCGCCGGGGUCGGGGUCGGCGGCUCCAGGGGAGAAGGAGAAGGAGGCGGCGGGGGCGGAGGAGGGGGGAAGGGAAGGGGGUGAGGCCGGGAGGAAGCGCGUGGCGGCGGCGGAGUUCGAGCGGGCCGCGGCCGGGGCGGAGGGGCAGCGGGAGAGGUCCAUGGCUCUCAACAGCGAGGGUCUUGAGGGUCUUGUUCCACGAGCAAAAUUACUGUUGUCACUUGGCAGUACAUUUUUCCUGGGAUUUGCCCCUUUGAUUCUUGUCACAGUUUCUCUUUUUGCUGUUCUUUAUGUGUAUUUUGGACCAAGCUUUGUACACGAUGCAAGCAAGUCACCAGUAUCGCCACCGCCAUACAUUGAUCCAUACGAGUUGCUGGAAGAUGAACGACUCUCCCGACCCUCCUCAGAUGUGUUCUAAACUGAAGCACACAGGAACAGGGGAAAUAUAGAUCAUGGGAAGCGUCAUACUUAGCUCAACAUUUUUCUUCUUUUACUAGACAUGCAUGUGUAGCUGUAAAUGCAAAGCUAGUUGUAGACUGUAAUUAUCUAACAUUUCCAUAUAUCAGCGUGACAUAUGAUGUCAGAUCAUGAGCCAUUGGCCGUGAAUUUCUGCA
Messenger RNA from Oryza brachyantha (malo sina), 892 nucleotides. RefSeq lists its product as uncharacterized. The record is from RefSeq and is a predicted model, not a curated record. Lineage: Eukaryota; Viridiplantae; Streptophyta; Magnoliopsida; Poales; Poaceae. The coding region runs from base 76 to 696 and encodes 206 amino acids. The transcript has 3 exons.